ACGACUACCCGACGGUGUCGCUCCCGAUCACCACAACGAAGACGAGCAGACGGAGCUGGCCCUUUGGGUGGGCCCCGCCACGACCUUCAUCAGUUCUUCGAGGGGGGUCUCCCCGUGGUCCCUGGUCAACCUUGACAAAGACGGCACGUGACAGGCGACGUGCCGAGCUGCUUCGACGCCGACACCUUCUCGCAUGUUGAAGGAGGCUGCCGUAUCGAGUGGAAGGCGGAGGUUCCCCCACCAUCGGGCCUACGCCGUCCAUACUCUUGAGGACCUGGGAGCGCCCGCCAGGGUAGCGUUGUUGGUGAAGCCUGGAUCGUGUGGUGGCGUCCGAGGUCAUAUUACUAUCCACGACUACACCGUCGGUGCUUCGAUGACUGCCUUCUUUCUCUGAUGGAGCUGCUGCUCGUGGGUGGUUGACUACGGCCAAUCUCAACUGGAGAUUUUUUUCCGUUGUAAAUGUGUGUGUCUUGAGCCGUUCGUUGUGUGAUGCAUGCUAUGCUGCUACCCUUUGGUGGUGGCAGCGGUGGUGGUGGAGUUAGAGCUUCUGAUUGUAGCUCGGCUUCUGUCGUGCUGAAAGCGUGGGUAUUCUGUUCAAAGUGGAGAGACCCUUUGUAUAACGAACGCUGAUAAUGUUCUUCGAGACGGGGAUAAGUAAAUCAAAUUUGAUCCUUUCUUGUUCAACCUGUGGUGCUCCUCUCGUCCCCUGAUGUGGUGUACGGUGCUGUAGUGUGCUGUGCUGUUGCCGU
This is a messenger RNA of Ectocarpus siliculosus, 749 nucleotides long. NCBI's taxonomy places the organism in Eukaryota, Phaeophyceae, Ectocarpales, Ectocarpaceae. The record is from the annotation of a GenBank genome assembly.